CACAGAAUCCAGACGCUCUUCAAGCGAUUCACACAUAUCCAGGCGGCUCAGACUGACUGACAGCCACAGACGGCUGCAGACCUAUAGACGAUAUCUUCCAAGAGGACACAAAGGCAUAUCAGAAAGAGAGAGGCAGAGAACCAUCGGAAAACGAGAAAAACAUAUCCUGCAUCAUAAAUCAUUGCCAGGCUUUGAUUAAUGUUGCGUAUACGCAAUGUGGGCCUCUAACUAAGUGAAAGCUCAAAAAGAGAGAGUAAGACAUCAGCACCUUCUGGGAACUAACAACAACAUCAUCAUCAUCAUCAUCAUCAACGCCGUCGUCGUCGUGGGCAUCUAGUAGCAAAACCACAAAUCCUACAAACCAAAGAUGGCCUUCAUCUGGCGGCGACGUUCCACGACGAUUGUGAAGCUGGUCUUCUUCCUGGUGGCCAUCUGGUUCUGCAUAGCCUUCCUGCUCUAUACGGACGACACCCAGCGGAGAGCCUCCCAAGAGGGUGUUGGCAGUGCGGCGGGCAGUGCCCUUGGCGGAGGACCAGGAGCAGCUGGAGGAGGACUGGGUGAUCCCAUUGCCUUGGCUCUAAGGAACGAGCCUGCGGGCGAGGACCUCGGCAUCAAUGGGAAUGUCAUCGGCGGUUCAGAUGGUAGACACAAGCCUGUCCGCGACGAGGCCGACAUCCCGCCAGUGGGAAAGAACAAGGAGAAUCUGGUGGAAAAGCUGCGCAAGAAAGCCCAGGAACAUCAGAAAGCCAAGCCCGUUGAAGAUACUAACAAAGUUAUUGAGCCGCCGGGCGACAUUGAUGACAAUCCUGGCGAGAUGGGCAGACCGGUGAAGCUGCCAAAGGAAAUGCCCGAGGAGAUGAAGAAGGCUGUGGACGAUGGCUGGACCAAGAAUGCCUUCAACCAGUAUGUCUCCGAUUUGAUCUCAGUUCAUCGAACGCUGCCAGAUCCUAGAGAUGCCUGGUGCAAGGAUUCGGCGCAAUAUAGAUCCGAUUUGCCCAAAACCGAUGUCAUUAUAUGCUUCCACAAUGAAGCCUGGACGGUGCUGCUGCGCACUGUGCACUCCGUGCUGGAUAGAUCUCCAGAGCAUCUGAUUGGAAAGAUUAUCCUGGUUGAUGACUACAGCGAUAUGCCUCAUUUGAAGAAGCAAUUGGAGGAUUAUUUCAAGCCCUAUCCCAAGGUCCAGAUUAUCAGAGGUCAGAAGCGAGAGGGUCUGAUCAGAGCUCGAAUUUUGGGUGCCAAUCAUGCCAAGUCCGCGGUACUCACUUAUUUGGACUCCCAUUGCGAGUGCACUGAAGGCUGGCUGGAACCACUUUUGGAUCGAAUUGCUCGCAAUUCCACAACAGUUGUAUGUCCCGUGAUAGAUGUCAUCAGUGAUGAGACCCUGGAAUAUCACUAUCGGGAUUCCAGUGGCGUUAAUGUGGGAGGUUUCGACUGGAACUUGCAGUUCAGCUGGCAUCCCGUUCCCGAGCGUGAAAGGAAGCGUCAUAACAGCUCGGCAGAGCCUGUUUACUCACCCACAAUGGCCGGUGGACUCUUCUCCAUCGACAGGGAGUUCUUCGAUCGCCUGGGAACCUACGACUCUGGCUUCGACAUUUGGGGUGGCGAGAACCUGGAGCUGUCCUUCAAGACCUGGAUGUGUGGCGGCACUUUGGAGAUUGUACCCUGCUCCCAUGUGGGCCACAUAUUCCGGAAGCGGUCGCCAUAUAAGUGGCGUUCGGGCGUAAAUGUGCUGAGGAAGAACUCUGUGCGACUGGCCGAAGUUUGGAUGGAUGAGUACUCGCAGUACUACUAUCACCGCAUUGGCAACGACAAGGGCGACUGGGGCGAUGUCAGUGAUCGCAAGGAGUUGCGGAAAAAUCUCAACUGCAAGAGCUUCAAAUGGUAUCUGGACAACAUUUACCCCGAACUCUUUAUUCCCGGCGAUUCGGUGGCCCAUGGAGAGAUUAGAAACUUAGGUUACGGCGGUCGCACCUGCAUGGACGCACCUGCCGGCAAGAAGCACCAGAAGAAGGCAGUGGGCACAUAUCCCUGCCACAGACAGGGCGGGAAUCAGUACUGGAUGCUGAGCAAGGCGGGUGAAAUACGUCGCGACGACUCCUGUCUGGACUAUGCCGGCAAGGAUGUGACGCUUUACGCGUGUCAUGGCGGCAAAGGAAAUCAGUUCUGGUCUUAUCGCGAGAACACGAAGCAGCUGCACCACGGCACCUCCGGCAAGUGCCUGGCCAUCUCGGACUCCAAGGACCGACUGGUGAUGGAGGAGUGCAACAAUAGCCUCAGCCGCCAGCAGUGGUCACUCGAGAACUACGACAGCUCCAAGUUGUGAGGCUACUUCUAUGCGAGGGGUAACCUCAUGUUGCCCACUUCGCGGCGACACCAGCCACCACAUGCAUAGCAGCAGCAGCAGAAGCAGAAGCAGCAACAGGAUCGGGGGAGCAGCAGGAGCAAGGAGCCAGUCAUGGAGUGGAGGCAGGAGUUGGAGUAGUUGGAGGAUCCGCGAGGCAUGUGCAAUAGACGGGGAAUGAGAGAAACAGAGGGUAGCAGCAGCAUCACUUGCCAUGCUAUAUAAAUAUAAACUAAACUUUAUACAUGUUUCCAAACAACAGAAUAGACGUUACUUAGCCCUAA
Molecule: messenger RNA, 2625 nt
Organism: Drosophila serrata
Lineage: Eukaryota; Metazoa; Arthropoda; Insecta; Diptera; Drosophilidae
Gene: Pgant9
Product: polypeptide N-acetylgalactosaminyltransferase 9
Biological process (GO): protein O-linked glycosylation
Cellular component (GO): Golgi apparatus
Molecular function (GO): polypeptide N-acetylgalactosaminyltransferase activity
Source: RefSeq, a predicted model, not a curated record